Molecule: messenger RNA, 1516 nt
Organism: Durusdinium trenchii
Lineage: Eukaryota; Dinophyceae; Suessiales; Symbiodiniaceae
Source: the annotation of a GenBank genome assembly
GUGAUUCCUGAAGCUUUUUGAGCGCAGCAAGCAGCUAUUCGGUGAAGCGAGCUAGCAUCAUGAUGGCGGCUGGUGCAUUGCCAUUGCUGGUUUUGCUUGGGCUUGGCCAGUUGGUUGUUGCAGACAUUUGCCCGGAUGAUAUUGACUCGGACCUGUGCUAUGAUUCUGACGAGUACUCUUCUGGCCAGCGCAUGGCUCCCAACUUCAAUGUGUUGAUUGCAGUCCUCGCCUUUGCGCUUCCCCGAUCAUACCUGAAGCAGGCAGCUUUGACAGCAGCGGCCUUAUUCAGCCUGCCGGGAGCUGCAGCAGUCACAUGUGGCGACUUGAAGACCUUCUACAAGGGCCAGCAGUGCUGUGGAUCAUCCAGCAAAGAGUUGACUGCCACCGUGCCCGGCUGCCCUUACAACUUCAACCCACCAGCUUGCAACAUGGCGGAGCCCCAGACGCCUCGAGAUUUGAGCACUGGAGCACAAGGUCAGAUGACACCCAAAGCAGCGACGCUCACUGAUGCGCAAGCCAAUUUCCUACCAUUGGUGAACGUACACUUCCACUAUGGCGCUGAGCACAAGAGUGAUAGCUACCAGAACGGAACAGACUCAGAAGCUUAUGAUGCAUCUUCGGGCCGUCGUCUUGCCAGCAAUCCUCGCCCUGGCUGGAUGUGUGCAACCGACACUUUGUCAUCUUCUCAGAUGACUCCCUACACUUUCCAGUACUGCAAGGGUGAUGUGCAGGUUGGCAAGUCAUAUGAGGUCCACUAUGUGCACUCUUCUGCUGGUGUGGACUCGGAUAUGACUGAUGGCAUCAAUGCUGACGAUUUGGCGGAUGGCUUGGGAGGUGCUGCCAAUGGCCGUGGCAUUCUGAACCCCAUGGUAGUGGUGCAGGGCCAGGUCUAUCAGAUUGUGUCGGGUGGCCCUACUGUUGAUGACUUGCUGCACGGGUGGACCGUCGUGGGUCAUGAGAACUCGGUGAUGUAUCCUGGUUCAACCACAGGGCAGUCCUGGGACAAUUCCGUGUGCUCUCCUUAUGCCAUUACCUGGCAUGUUGACAAGGAGUGUCAUCAGGUCUCGCCCGAGUCCUUUGACAAUCUCUGCAAAGUGAUGAAAGAGACCUACAACAUGGAGGCUGACUUGUAUCCUCACGGUUCCCGCAAGCUUGUGGAUUCCAAGUUUGUGGUGACAGCAGAGUAUGUGAAGCCCUUGGCUUAAGACCUGACAUGGAGUGCAGGUCUGAAGCAUCCAGUAUAGAUGAUUUUUUAGCCUGAAUUCUGUUUUUGCGCUAGUUUUCACAGAGUUCAUGGGCCCUGCGUUCCCUUUUUCGAUUUUCUAAAAGCCUUAGAGUUUCUAAGUUCUGCCGGCCUAGUCAGGUCGGAGUUGGCAUAAAUCUAUUUUCCGACAAACUGUUUUCUAAAUAGCUUUACUCGACAAGGUGUGGCUAAGCCGCAACUGCGCAAGGGGAGAGUUGUACUCUCUAUGCACUCUCUGCUUGCUGUCGAUAGUUGAUGAUAGAGUGAACAUGG